GUGGCGGGCUGGCGGCAGGAGGCGGGUGGGUCAAGGUAUAUCUGUACUACAGAGUCCCUGAUAGGGGGUUUCGGGGAGCGCUUGGACCCUGGCUUCUGGGACGCGUCAGAAGCCGAAGCCCAAGGAGGAUAAAUGCUGGGGUCGCACUGUGGGUGAGCAGCAGAGUGAUCAUUGGAAGCCAGGUGCUCCCCCUUCACUUCCUUUGUGCCGAGCACGCUCGCCCCCCGGAGUUUCACUAGAAAGAAGGUCGCCAUCGGCCAAGGGAACAGCUUGUACCUCAAGUGCACGCGGAUGCCCCAGAAUCCCAGGAUCUCAGCCGAGCUGUUUGUGGAUUAUUAGAUCUGACUUAAAAGAAUAUUAUCCAGCAAUGCAAAUGAACAAACUAUAACUACACACAGCUGCAUGGACAAAUGUCAGAAACAUGACGUUGAGUGUGAGAAGCCAGAUGCAAACGAGGACUCACUGUGCAAUUCCAUGCAUGUACAGUGGCCAGGAGAAGGGAGCGUUGGCUUUGCUUUCAUCAGGCCAAAGAUGCCUUUCUUUGGGAAUACGUUCAGUCCGAAGAAGACACCUCCUCGGAAGUCGGCAUCUCUCUCCAACCUGCAUUCUUUGGAUCGGUCAGCCCGGGAGGUGGAGCUGGGCUUGGAAUAUGGAUCCCCCACUAUGAACCUGGCAGGGCAAAGCCUGAAGUUUGAAAAUGGCCAGUGGAUAGCAGAGACAGGGGUUAGUGGCGGUGUGGACCGGAGGGAGGUUCAGCGCCUUCGCAGGCGGAACCAGCAGUUGGAGGAAGAGAACAAUCUCUUGCGGCUGAAAGUGGACAUCCUGUUAGACAUGCUUUCGGAGUCCACUGCCGAAUCCCACUUAAUGGAGAAGGAACUGGAUGAACUGAGGAUUAGCCGGAAGAGAAAAUGAACACCCCAGAGACAUUUAUUGGGGAGUAGGAUGUAGCUAAGUGCUUUUUUUUUUUUUUUUUGCCCAGACUAGUGGAUUCGGUCCUGGGAGAGAGUAUCAUAUAAUGGGACCCACAGGCACUGGCACCCUUGGGUUGGCAAUAGAAGGUGACAUGGAAUGGAGAAAACCAAGAUUCCAGAUGGGGACAGUAACUAGAAGGUGCUUCAGAUGCACUGCCUGCAGAUGCCAGUCUGAAAACCAGACCGCAUGGAGGCCUGAGGCUGCUGAUGAGCCUUUGGGUGCUCUCCACACACAAGAUUGCAAACAUACAUGUCCCAGAAUAGCUCUGUUGGGCCCUGUUGGGAGAAGUGGCUGGAGUUCAUUCUCUCACCCCCUUACAUUGGGGUUUGGGGUUUGGCAGCAGUUCUGCAGAGCUCCGUGUUGGGGGUCAUGGAUGAGUGGCUCUCUCAGCUCUUAAAGGCAGGCCUCUCUCCUUGCCUUUAAAGAAUCCUCCUUCCUCACACCUGGCCUCCUCUGGCUUCAGCUUCUCAGCAGCAAGCACCAGCCUUCCACAGCAACACUGUAUUUUUAUGCUACUUUCCUGUUUGCACUACUAUUUUUAUUAAAUGAUGUUAAAUAAUC
This is a messenger RNA of Macaca mulatta (Rhesus monkey), 1533 nucleotides long. It is a transcript of the gene CBY1, whose product is annotated as chibby 1, beta catenin antagonist. Gene Ontology annotation, cellular component: nucleus. NCBI's taxonomy places the organism in Eukaryota, Metazoa, Chordata, Mammalia, Primates, Cercopithecidae. Gene Ontology annotation, biological process: negative regulation of Wnt signaling pathway. The record is from RefSeq and is a predicted model, not a curated record.